CAUCUUCAAUUACCUCUGCCACUACUCAUUCAAGAUAUUGUUUCUGUAUCAACAAGAUUUCUCUUGUUAUACAUAUUCUUUUUUGGUGCCCUUAACCUUUUUUCAAUGCCAAAUUCUUAAAUCCUUAUUAUUCCUUUGCUUCCUAAGCAUUUCCACCAGUUUCAGACCAUCUCUAUCUAGUUUCUAUCUUCUGAAAAUGGAAGCACCAGCAGAACCAAAACCAGAAGCUAAAGAACCAGAAGAACAACAACAUCUAGGACUAGAACCACUCAUGUGCAAGAGCUGUGUGUUGAAAGUCUCCAUCCACUGUCAAGGCUGCACAAGGAAAGUCAAAAAAGUUCUUCAGAGCAUAGAUGGUGUUUAUCACACAACCAUUGAUCUGAAGCAGCAAAAAGUAGUGGUAAUGGGGAACGUGGACAGUGAUAUUCUGAUUAAGAAGUUAACCGCGACGGGGAAACGAGCUGAAUUAUGGCCGGAAAUGGCAGAUGCGAUCAAGAAGAAGAAAAAGAAGAAGAAGAAAAAGAAAAAGAAGAACAAGGAAAAUUCGGAAAACAAAGAGGUACAGACUGAGCCAGAGAGCGGUGAAGAUAGCGACCAGAGCGGCGAUGGCAACGAGAAGGAAGCUAUCAAGGUUGUGGUUCAAGGCGGUCCUGAGGGCGGGAACAUGAAUAGAAAUGGGGGAACCUGUAGAGGCAGUGUGCAAUUUCAAGAGCUGAAGCCGGAGGUGAGGCACGUGAUGAUGUUACCGGCUGGUUAUCAGCCAUCGAUGGCAGCGGAGAAGAAGGUUACCAUCGGCGGUGAUGGUCAUGGGAAUGGCGGGGAUUGUGGAUACCCUCCAUCGCAUUACCAUGCACCAGCAUCUCCGAUGUAUCAUCAUACAAAAUAUCAUGAUCAACACAAUCCCAUGAGAUACAAUACAUCGUAUUAUACUACUCCAGAACCGUAUUCGAACGCUCACGUGUAUGAAGGUACUGUGCCCGAAUUGGAAAGUUUUACGUAUACGUCACAACCCUCGUCAUAUUCGUUCGAAUUAUUAAGCGAUGAAAAUCCUAAUGCAUGUUCAGUCAUGUGAUGAGUGAUAUGUCAGUUGAAUUGCAAGUUUGCAACUACCCUAGCCGACUUUCUUUUGUGAUUAGUUGAUAUUAUGAUGUAAUUAGCUUUUGUUAAUCUCAUGGUGCUUUGUUGAAUCUAAAUUAUAAACACCAGCUUUGUCAGCUUCAAA
Molecule: messenger RNA, 1222 nt
Organism: Lotus japonicus
Lineage: Eukaryota; Viridiplantae; Streptophyta; Magnoliopsida; Fabales; Fabaceae
Product: heavy metal-associated isoprenylated plant protein 36-like
Exons: 3
Coding region: 197-1072 (291 amino acids)
Molecular function (GO): metal ion binding
Source: RefSeq, a predicted model, not a curated record